CUUGGCGUUUAACCCGUUCAGGAGUGAACAAGUGGAAUUACCGGUGGUUUUCGUUUUGUGAAAAGAUAGACACGGAUCAAUUUUUAAGAUCGGCUGCCUUAAGAUCCCACAUCACACCACAGACUUUGCCUCAGGGAUGACUUCUUGUAAACAAUAAGAACGUGCACUUAUCCCUCCACACAAGCAUCCACCGUCACCCCGGGCUGUCACCAUGAGCUCGUCAAACCGUCAGAGAAAGGAGGUGGUAAGGAGAUUGAAAGCCAAGGUCAAGGAUUACUGCUCUGUAGAAAAAUGGAAGGAGCGCUUUCCCAUUUCUAUGUGGCUGCCACGGUACCGUCCAUACAAAGGAGUCAAUGAUGUCAUUGCUGGACUCACAGUGGGUCUAACUGUGCUACCUCAAGGACUUGCUUAUGCUGGCAUUGCAAAACUUCCAUCAGAGUAUGGACUCUAUGCAGCCAUCAUGGGUGGUUUUAUGUAUGCUGUCUUUGGCAUGUCCAAAGAUAUCUCUGUUGGUCCCACAGCCAUCAUGUCCCUCCUUGUGGCCCAGUAUGGAACACCCCUACCAGGAGACGAUGGAUUGAACGAUCCAACCUAUGCCAUACUGUUGGCAUUCUUCUGUGGAAUAGUCCAAAUUGUAUUUGGGGUCCUUCAUUUAGGUUUUAUUGCCAACUAUAUAUCUGCUGUGGUAAUAUCAGGCUUUACCUCUGCAUCAGCUAUUACCAUAGCGAUGAGUCAGGUCAAAACCAUUCUAGGUGUGAAAUUCCCGUCGGAGACGUUCAUUCAUGACCUCAUCGAGACAUUCAAGCAUAUAAAGGAAACAAGGUGGCAGGACCUUACGCUUGGAUUGAGCUGUAUUGUUGCACUUGCUUUAAUGAGAUUCAUGAAGAAUAAGGCACAGAAAAGAAUAGAAAAGCUGGGGAAAAAGCCACCAAUAAGAAAAAAGAUAAUCUGGAAAUUCAUCUGGAUUUUUGGAACUGCUCGUAACGCUGUUAUCGUCAUCAUAGCAGCAGCUAUAACAUAUGGUCUUCAUGAGAGUGGCAAUGAUGAGGUUUUUACCAUUGUUGGUAAUGUCACAGAUGGCCUUCCUCCCCUGGCUAUACCAAACUUUGGAGCAGAUAACAUUAUCAAAAACUUGAAUAUAGGUCUAAUAAUCAUUCCUAUGCUUGGCUUUCUGGAAAAUAUAGCUAUUGUCAAAGGGUUUGCCCGUAAAAAUGGCUACCGUGUUGACACAAACCAAGAGCUUAUAGCGAUAGGUGCUUGUAAUAUUGGUUCAUCGUUUAUAUCGGGGUAUCCUAUAACAGGCAGCUUUUCAAGGUCAGCGAUUAACGAGCAGAGUGGGGUAAUGACCCAGGCUUCCGGCAUCGUUACAGGGACACUGGUCAUCAUCUCUAUUGCUUUCCUUACACCAGUAUUCUUCUAUAUUCCUAAGGCUUCAUUAGCAGCUGUGAUUGUCUAUGCAGUCAUCUUUAUGAUAGAUUACCACAUUGUUGUCAAGCUGUGGAGGGUCAGGAAACCUGACCUUAUCACCCUAGCGAUGACCUUCUUUGUUUCAUUGUGGCUGGGAGUUGAGUAUGGUACCAUUAUCGGUAUCUUAGUAGAUCUUCUGAUGCUGCUAUAUCCCUAUGGCAAACCUGGUUUCACUUCUGACGAAGAGGAGGAUCAGAGUGUUGUUAUUAUCCACAUGGAGCAAGGUCUUAGGUUUCCUGCAGUAGGUGAGCUUCAGAACCUCCUGGACGACAAAGCUCUCAUCCAGGAGAAACCGCCUGCAGCCAUCUUAGAUUUCUCUAAUGUUUCCUCCAUGGAUUACUCGGUUGUUGAGGGUCUGAAAGACAUUGUCAGAUCAUUUUCAAAGAAGAAAAGCAGACUGGCACUUGCUGGAGUGAGGCCCAAGAUGAAAAGUAUGAUUGACAGUGCGGACAUCAAGGAGGUGGUGAUCUACGAUACCGUAGACGAUGCCCUUGAAGGGAUGGAUGAUGCCCUGGAGAGGAUGGUCAUCGAUGACGAUAACAACCAGAACCAUCAGGGUGUUCAGCUUUCAAACUUGAAUCCUGGUCCAACUGAAAGAUCAAAUAAUGUCAUCGAAGUGGACAUAGAGGAGGAGGAGGAGAUUGAUACUACAAACAAGGACCAGGUGGAUGCGAGUCUGAAGGGAAAAAGCAAACGAGAUGGAAGCAUGGAAAAUAAGACCCUUCAAGAGAGCCAGCAGGACAGUCAGCAGGAUAAAAGCAAUCCAGAUGAUAGUAUCCAAGAAGUGAAUGUCCAAGUAUCUGAGCUAUGAUAUGAGUAGCUCCUUGGGAUGAAACCUAUAACUAUUAGAAAUGCAAAGUUCAAAGACCAGGGGCCUAUAACACAAAGCUUAGCAAUGAUUGUAUAACAUUUUUCUACGGUUGAUUGCAUUGACUACAAUGUACAGUCAUUUUUGAAAAUCAAGAAAAUCAAACAUACAAUUAAUGGUUAACCUUUGUGUUACGGGACCCAGGGGGUGUAACACAAGACUUAGAGUUUAAUAGAAAGUCUCAUUUUUACACUUGAUUACAUUGAUUAGUGUGUGCAAUCAAGAAAUACAAAUCCAUUGCAGGAUCAAUUGCUAAGGUUUGUGUUAACAACUAGGCAACAUGUAUAGGUGAGAUAUUAGGCAGAAACUGGUGAGUGUUUCAUAAAGCUGUUUGUAAGAUACGAAUGACUUAACCCAGGACUGGUGAUCCUUUCUUGUGCUAUGUGAUAUCUCUAUGUAACUGAUUUAGCACCCAAGAA
This is a messenger RNA of Lytechinus variegatus (green sea urchin), 2754 nucleotides long. Its product is annotated as sodium-independent sulfate anion transporter-like. Gene Ontology annotation, biological process: transmembrane transport. Bases 212 to 2278 code for a protein of 688 amino acids. The transcript is spliced from 16 exons. NCBI's taxonomy places the organism in Eukaryota, Metazoa, Echinodermata, Echinoidea, Temnopleuroida, Toxopneustidae. Gene Ontology annotation, cellular component: membrane. The record is from RefSeq and is a predicted model, not a curated record. Gene Ontology annotation, molecular function: sulfate transmembrane transporter activity.